UAGUAUUAAAAUGUAAAUUUGUAUAAUUUGGCGAGUGAUUCUCACACGAUCCGAGGCGCGCGUUCCUGAAACAAUACAUCCCCCAAUUAUUGCCGCUUUCCUCCAAAGCAACCUGGUCUGUCUCAUGUUCAUCAACUUGUUCUUCCUCUUUGAGAUCUCCUCUGUGCUUUGAUUAAAAUGUGAUCUUUGUUCUUGUCAGCCUGCCUUGUUUGGCUGGCUCUUUUCUUUUCUUUCCUUUUUCUGUUUACUCUAAAAUAAAGAGAAUAAAAAGUUGCAGCUCCUUUGUAACGAAGAUGAUAUCAACUUCUUCAUCCCAAAAGAAAAACCUUCAAUCCCUUUUAGCCACCAACCUCAAGAAACUCACCAUAACUCCUCCUCCCAACAACGAUUUUGAAUUCGCCGAGGUUUUUGGCCCUUUAACCCCUCAACAACAACAUCACCAUCCCAACCCCACCCAAUCACCAUCCUCCACGUCAUCCCCAUCAGCUUUUCUCGGGGACCCUCAAGUCAUCCACACCAGGUCCCACUCUUACGUGGGCCCUUCCCCUCGUUACACCCUCUCUUCUUCCCCCCCUUUCCAAAUCCAAGAAAUCCAGGAAACUGAAACCGAAAAUGAAGCUGAAGCUGAAGCUGAAGAAGAAGAAGCAAAGACCAAAUUUGGGCCCGAGGAUUUUGAGAUCAUGAGAGUUGUUGGAAAAGGAGCUUUUGGGAAAGUUUUUCUAGUGAGGAGAAAUGGAAGGAAUGAUGAGGAAGGUGAUGGUGAUGGGAUUUUUGCUAUGAAAGUUAUGAGGAAAGAUACAAUCAUUAAAAAGAACCAUGUCGAUUACAUGAAAGCUGAGAGAAAUAUCCUCACUAAAGUUGUUCAUCCCUUUAUUGUUCAGCUUAGAUACUCUUUCCAGACAAAGUCUAAGCUUUAUUUGAUCCUGGAUUUUGUAAAUGGAGGUCAUCUCUUCUUUCAUCUAUACCGCCAGGGGAUUUUCAGUGAGGAUCAGGCAAGGUUUUAUACCGCUGAGAUUGUAUCUGCUGUUUCACAUCUUCACAAGUGUGGGAUCGUUCAUCGAGAUCUUAAACCCGAAAAUAUUCUCGUGGAUGCUGAUGGGCAUGUUAUGCUCACUGAUUUUGGACUGGCCAAGGAAAUUGACGAAUCAAGCAGAUCAAAUUCAAUGUGUGGGACCACAGAGUACAUGGCUCCAGAAAUUUUACAGUCCAAAGGCCACAAUAAGGAUGCAGAUUGGUGGAGUAUCGGGAUACUAUUAUAUGAAAUGCUAACAGGGCAGCCUCCUUUUACACAUGCAAAUAGGCAGAAGCUCCACCAAAGAAUUAUCCAAGAGAAAGUGAAACUUCCACCAUUCCUUAGUACCGAAGCUCACUCGUUACUCAAAGGGCUGCUGCAGAAGGAACCAUCAAGAAGGUUGGGCAGCAGCCCUAGUGGAGGGGAUGAGAUAAAAAAACAUAAAUGGUUUCGGUCAAUCAACUGGAAGAAAUUAGAAGCUAGAGAAAUCCAGCCAAAGUUUAAACCAGAUGUGAGUGGAAAGGACUGUACAGCCAACUUUGACCAGUGCUGGACAACAAUGCCCGCAGAUGACUCACCGGCCUCCACACCAACAGCAGGUGCACAUUUUGAGGGGUAUACUUAUGUGGCACCUAACCCGUGGCUUUCUUCUAAAUGAAUUAGAGGGCUCAUACCAGACUUAUAUAUUUCUAUGUAAAUUUAAUGUUUAUAAUGGGGAAAUAAGAAAUAAAUAAAAAAAUUGCCUA
This is a messenger RNA of Theobroma umbraticum, 1758 nucleotides long. RefSeq names its product serine/threonine-protein kinase AtPK2/AtPK19-like. Gene Ontology annotation, biological process: protein phosphorylation. The record is from RefSeq and is a predicted model, not a curated record. Gene Ontology annotation, molecular function: ATP binding; protein serine/threonine kinase activity. Lineage: Eukaryota; Viridiplantae; Streptophyta; Magnoliopsida; Malvales; Malvaceae.